UAACUUCUUAUUUUGCCUUUGAUGUUUUAGAAGAACAUUUUGCAUAGUGAAGGAGCUUGAUUAGGGCAGUGAUGUACAACAGCAGUUACUCUCAGGCCAACGUUGGCUUGGCUGCCAAGAAGAUGCACAAGUCGAAAGGCAAGAGCUGUGGUUACUACAUGAAGAUUGUCUUCUUUUUCUCCUCACUCAUCCAGUCUCUGAUCAUCGCAAGUCUGGUGCUCUUUCUGGUGUAUGGACAGCCCAAGCACACGGUGGAGGAAAAGAGGCUGCAAGAGUUGGACCAAAGCUUUAGCAAACUCACGAUGGAAAAUUUCAUUCUCCGCGGGAAGGAAAAGAACCUCACCAAAGUUCUGAAUGUCACUCUCACUGCAAAGCUGAACAAUGACAAAGCUCUGGCUGAAUUACGCAGACUGGCGAACACCUCAUCUGUGGCAAUAAGGAGCAUGCAAGGAACAAUUUCUCGAUGUGAGAUGGAAAAAAGAAUGGCUGCUCCCCGCGCAUGCCCUUCUACUUUCUGUCCAGAUUCAAAUGAUAAAUAUUUGCAAAGUAGGCUCCAGCAGUCAGAGGAAAUGCUAAAGCUGGUUAAAGCAAACUUUACUCAGAUGGUGGCCAUUGUGAGAACUGAGCUGGACAACUCCAACAAAGACAAGGAUGGGUAUCACUUGGAAACUAUUAGACUAAGGAGAGAAAAUGCAUUGGUUAAAGAUGAGCUCGCCUUGUACGAAAAGAAGUGCAAAGAGGAUUUUGUCACUUCUUUACAAGGAAUCCCCAACGUCACCAAUGAAUUCCUCAAAAGAAUUGAUGACCUCUUCUCAAAACAUAUUUCUUUCCAGCUAACGUGUGAUAAACAAAAAAAUCAGCUUGAAGACAUUCGGGAAAACUGUAGCAGUCUUUCAAGACAAGUCGAGAACAAGCUCCAGUCAUAUCUGGACAUAGUGGGGAACCAGUUCACAAGAAUUAAUGGGGAAAAUGCCAAAUAUAUGAUAGACAACAAACGCCUGAAAGAGGACGCUAUGUGGUGCAAUCAGAAUCGCAGUGCCAUGAUUAAAGAGUGUCACAAAACUCUUAAUCAACAACAGCUCAAGAAUGACCAAGACAGAGAAAAACUUCUGUUGGAGAAAGGAAAACUACAAGGUGAUAACAAACUAAAAGGCGAGCUCAUCUCUUUAAGAGAAAAAGAAAUUAAAACGCUCACAAUCACCGUUGAGAAUCUCAAUACUUCACUUGCCAACUGUAAGCCGCCAAUGCGAACUAACCCACACAUGCCAAACAUACCAAAUACUGGUUGGACUGGUAUGAGUUCAGCAGGUCUGAACAAACCAAACAUGCCAUGGACCGGAGCCGGCUCCACUGGAUCAGCAUUUCCCAGUCUGUAUGGUGGAUCAAGCACAAGAUGGGGCAGCACAGGAACAGGUGUGACAGGUUCAUUAAAUACAGCUGUAGGGGGGACAGGGACCCUUUCAGGUGGACUGGGCAGCACAGGAUUAGGUGGGCCAGGAUCAACUAGAACAAGUCCAGCCCAGACAGGGACAAGCAGUUUGGGAGGAGUAGGACCAGGGUCGGCAGGAUUUGGCAGUGCUGGGUCAAGUUCUACUGCGACUGGACAAAGUGGAAUAGGGUUGACAUCAUUUAAUAGUGCAGGAUCAAGUGGAGUAGGGAUUGGAAAACCAGCGGUAGGAGGUGCAGGUGUUAGCUCACUCGGGUUUAACACACCUGGAUUUGGAGCAGGAACAAGAACACCAACGGGUGCAAAUGAAUUAAGCCAAGCACAGAUCAGUCUUCUUUUGAAGGAGCUGCAUCGUUAUUCAGGUUGAGGGAUUGAACAAAGUCCAGGCAAAUAUCCCAGCCAGAACUGUCUACAAUGGUUUGAAAAUAGAAAACCUAAAUGUACUGACCCUGCAAAUCUGUGAUGUAAAUACUAAUUAUUAACAUGAAUAUUAAUUAGAUUUUGUGGGAUGAAGUUGAUAAUGUCUUUUGUGCAUUAAAGGGAUAGUUCACCCAAAAAUGAAAAUUCUGUCAUCAUUUACUUACCCUCAUGUCGUUCCAAACCAACUGUUUGAUUACCAGCAAUCUUCAAAAUAUCUUCUUUUAUGCUCAA
This is a messenger RNA of Cyprinus carpio (common carp), 2098 nucleotides long. RefSeq lists its product as uncharacterized. Gene Ontology annotation, biological process: regulation of vascular permeability; positive regulation of cellular extravasation. NCBI's taxonomy places the organism in Eukaryota, Metazoa, Chordata, Actinopteri, Cypriniformes, Cyprinidae. Gene Ontology annotation, cellular component: caveola. The record is from RefSeq and is a predicted model, not a curated record.